AUGUCAGAACGUAACGCCUACAAAGCUUACGUGGGAAACAACGCCUUGCAGUGGCUCUGCUAUAUAUGCUUAGCACUGGCGGAGACAGCAGGUCGACAACCCAAUCCAAAGGGAGGCAGCACCGGGGUGAAAAUCCAGAACUCACUGGAUUCGCAGUCGGAUCUGAUAAAAAUUGUAAAAGAGCUAGAAGGGGAAGUUACCACGCUAGAGAAGAAGCUUUUGCUUCUCAAGAAAGAGAACGACAUUAUCAUGGGCAGAAACAGAUUCGGUUGGCUUGGGCCUGCCGAAGGCUUGGAGUCUACACCCACAAUGGACAAUUUGGCUCCGGCAAUGGUUGUUGGGCGCGGUUGUAUCCACCGUUUAGACUACAUGCGUCCGCAUUCCGGACCAGGUUGA
Molecule: messenger RNA, 396 nt
Organism: Echinostoma caproni
Lineage: Eukaryota; Metazoa; Platyhelminthes; Trematoda; Plagiorchiida; Echinostomatidae
Source: the annotation of a GenBank genome assembly